AUGGCAGCCAUCACGAAUGUUGGAAUUUAUUGGAUAAUAUUCCUUGGUUUGAUGUUAGAACCAAUUGCCUUUGGUGAUAUAAUUUCGACGGAUAAGAAAUCUUCCAAGAAAUCGAUUACGAGGCUAGCAAUCGUUGCCUUGACAAACGCCUCUAAAACCAACUGCAGUGACGAUUAUCAACAGAAUCGUGACAUUGGCGAUAUUGAUUCUAAUGGAUCUACAGAAGCUUUUGGCCUCGUGCGAAUUCUUAUCAUUGCUGGAGUCGGAGCAACCGUCGUCAUAUCACUUGUUGUGACCUUUGCAUGCGUAAGAAAGGUGGAUCGCCGAGUUAUCUACUCACCCCGUGAUCACUCAAGCAGAUGGCGUGCCCAUGCGACGUCUCAGGAACUCGAAGAGCGCCCACUCGCUAACCAACAGAAUCCAAGUAAUAUACCCGAACUUCCACCACGCAGCAUUAGCAUUAUGCAGCAGGCCUCUGGUGCUGAUUCAGCACCAAAUACAGACACUCUGAAUAAUGAUACCACUGGUUUGGAGAUGCCCGUGCUGGAGUCAAAUUUCUACCAUGUCCUCGCCAAUGAAGAUAACAUCGAGAUGGACAACGGAGGACUGUCGCCGACAUCUGAAAAUGCGUAUGCAUACGCUGAUUGUCAAUCUUACAUGGACAGCUUUGUGCGAUCAGCAGCUUUUAUUCAAAGGCAGAAUGAUAUGAAGCCGUAUCCUGAAGAUACAGAAGAAAUAGAACAGGAAAUGAUCAACAAUGAACUGUAUGCCAUCUCCCACAAGUGAUACUUAAGAAAAGUGACUUACAUGCAUGUCAAUCGGUGGCCCACUGUAACAGAAAUCAUUUUAGUAGCAGAUGGGAUAUACAAAAUACAAAAUAUAACGAUACAUUAUAUAAACAUAUAUUCUCAAGGUAUACGUAUAGUCCUACAUGACAUAGUAUUUUUAGACACAUUUUAAAUUCAAGGCUAUAUAUAUAAUUCAAUGCAGAAUAAAAGGAAUCACAUAAAUCGGCUUUAUUUAGGGCAUGCCAAUGAAGGUUAGAACCUGUCGGAUAAAUGUUGUAUUUUUUUUUCAAAAUGUCAGUGUGAGUAUAUGUGUACAUGUUCAUUAAAAAUUAUAGAAAUAAAGUGUUACUUGUUUCAGUUGAUACAAUGAUAUAGGUUCUACAAUAACAUGUCGCAUAUCUAUCUAGAUACGUAAUAUGAAUUUGUCUACAAUAUUGCCUUUAAACAAAACAAAAACAAUAUAAGAACAUUUGGUCUGAAUAUUUUCACAUACAAUCUUAACGAUGAUCAUGAUGAUAUAUCCUAAUAAUGAAACUUGAAAUUAUAUGAUCAAACCUCCCAUAAAAAGUCCGAAAAACCCCACUUCCGAUUCCAAAUCACAAUGACAUUAUCAUCGGCAGCUGUGAUUUAGAAGUUUUACAAGACAAAUCAAAAUAAAGGCUACAUGGUCAUUGCUGGUUAUUUGGUUCGUCAUUUAUGGGUUUUAUCCGAUAAGUUAUACUUACAAUAAGAAUCAUCAUUAGAAAUAACGAGCAGUCGUCAGGGCUCCGCUCUGUCGCCAAUUUUCUUCAGAUAAAGAAUCGUUUUAUUUUAAGCAUUGAUAAGUGAUUAAUUUACAUCGAAAUGAAGCUGACUGAUGUUGGUUACAAAUGCAUUAUUAAAGGAACCAAAACCCCAAGAAGAAAAACAAUCUUAUAGGAAAGAGUAAAUUCAGAGGAACAAUUAAAAAAAUCAUACAAAUCGGUAAUGAAAUAAGCACGUUAUGGAC
Molecule: messenger RNA, 1776 nt
Organism: Lytechinus variegatus (green sea urchin)
Lineage: Eukaryota; Metazoa; Echinodermata; Echinoidea; Temnopleuroida; Toxopneustidae
Exons: 4
Coding region: 1-786 (261 amino acids)
Source: RefSeq, a predicted model, not a curated record